AUGUAUUCGUUGGCAGCGCAGCUCCAUAAACAAGUCAAAAAUCAAGUCAAAAUCAAGGAAGUCCGCCGUUGCUCACGUGAUUCGCUGUCAAAUCGCGACUUCUUCCUCCAAACGUUCAUCGUUUCCAACAACUUAACAAGCCCAACACAGACCUCCGUCGUUCUUAACUCCACACACCUGGGUUCUCGCUUCCGCACGCUCGUUACUCCAGCUGGACGAUGCGGUGCCCCGGUCCGGGGUCGCUCGUCCUCUUGCUCGGCGCAAGCAGGGACGGUCGAAGCGCUUCUUGACGAGCUCCUUCAUCACCUCGCAGGUUCUGAGUUGGUCUCUGCAAAUUCCACGGUCGAUCUUCCCCGCCUGCGGUCCAAGAAGGACGCGUUCCUGAACGAUGUGGUGUCUGCGUUCUCAGAUUCAAUCCAGAGGCCGAUGAAUAUCGCCCAGCACGGAAAUGUCGCAACGAACAAAGACAAGUUUAUUGCUGACUUGGUUAACGAGAUGACAGUCUCGGAGCUUGCUAUCCAGAUGCAUCUUAUGUUUGCUGAUAAUAUUAUUGGCAUCAACUCGGACAACGCAGGUUACGACACUGCGAUGGAGGUUGACCCAACCGCGAGUGUUGGUGUUAUUCAUGACUGGUACCCCACCAACAGCACACAAUUUAACAGCAUCCAACAACUAAACCUCGAAAAAUCGCGCCUCAAGAUCCCCUUUUUGGCAUUCGGCGAAUGUGUUCAUGGUGUGGGGUCUUUCCGACAGAGUAUGUUCCCGCAAGCUAUCGGUCUGUCGGCUUCGUUCGACCCUUCGCUGGUAUACGACGUGGGACGGGCAAUUGGAACAGAGGCUCGUGCAAUUGGUGUUCAUGCAUGUCUGGCUCCGGUUCUUGAUUUGGGCAAAGAACCUCGAUGGGGCAGGGUGCAGGAGGCGUGGGGAGAAGAUUAUGUGCAUACAGCGUUGAUGGGGAUUCAGUUUGCGAGGGGUUUGUCGAAGAACGGGUCUUGGGCCGACCCAGAUGCUGUCGUCCCAGUCAUGAAGCAUUUUGCCGCCUACGGAAGCCCGAAAUCAGGACUAAACGCGGCUCCUCAUAUGGGGCGGGGCUUGCGCGAAGUAAUGCAAGAGAUGCUCGUCCCGUUCAAGGCCGUGGUCGACCUCGGUUUUGCGAGAGGUGUCAUGAUGUCUUACAAUGAGCUCGACGAAAUUCCUGCUCAUGUGCAUCCCGUCCUCUAUGGUGCAUUGGCAGAGUGGGGUUUCGAUGGGUUUACUCUCGCAGAUGAUACCGGUAUGGAGCAGCUCUUCACAAGCCAUGGUGUCGCUUCUUCUCCGGCGGAUGCUAUUGCACAGUGGUUUAAUGCUGGCGGCAUGGUCAAUUUCUAUGACUUUCCGAUCGAUGUUUGGGUCAACAGCACCAUUGAUCUUGUUGCCAAUGGAACAGUAAAGAAAGCGACUUUGAAGGACCAUGUCACAAAGAUUUUGGGUGUCAAGUACGACCUCGGUUUAUUCGAUAACCCAUAUCUUUCCGACACCAUUAACGUCCAAUCCUUGACCACCGAACACGCCCCACUGACGCUUGAUGCCGCACGUAAGAGUAUUGUUCUCCUCGAGAACCGAAACAGCAUUCUCCCACUCGAUCCCAAAUCGCAAAAUCUCAGAACCAUGGCCCUCAUUGGGCCGUUCGGCGAUAUGCUCAACUACGGCGACUAUUCUGGGCAAUGGGGAAUGUAUCCGACCAAUCAUUCCAGUACCAUCCGGCAGGCGAUGAAAGCACAUUUGGAAACGCACUAUCCUUCUACACAACUUGUGUCGAGCUGGGGCGCAGACACAUGGACCUAUCAUGGUCAAUACAACAUUCCGAACUAUCUCCUCUCGUUUCAAGGUGCUUUGGGCAUGCGCGGGACCUACUUCGCCGACACAAAUUUCUCGGAGCCGGUUUUCACAUUACAAGAGACACCAAACCGCGAUUGGGGACUCUACCCGCCUGUCGGUCUUCCUUCGAAUAACUUCAGUGUCAUCUGGGAAGGCGAACUUGAGGUUCCGGUAGAUGGAGCCCCUGUCGAUGGCUGGCUGGGUGUUGCUGCAGCAGCGAACUGCUCAGCUCGUCUUUUCGUGGAUGGCGUUUUGGUCGCGGAGAAGGUCCUCUCACCCAACAACACUAUCAUCGGCAAUAUCCAGGUGGGGGUGGAUAACGCUCAGCCACCGCCUGGGGGUGUGGAGUUCUUAUUCCAAGCCGGCGCGAAGCACCAACUGCGACUGGAGUUCCAGGCCUUCAAUACGGUCAUCAAGAGGGCAAAUUUUGGUAGCUUGAAUGCCGAGGUAGAGCUGUUUUGGAAUUUAGUGGACCGGCGGGAUGCAGUCAAACGAGCUGUUGACCUUGCGAAGAAGGCGGAUGUCGUUGUUCUUGCUGUUGGUGCAAAUUGGAACAGCGAUGGAGAGAGUGGGGAUCGCGCAACAUUGGGAUUGUCUCCAAAUCAAACCGUUCUCGCUGAUGCCAUAUAUGAUCUUGGAAAGCCCGUCAUUCUGGUUCUGCAAGGCGGCCGGCCGUUUGCCAUACCUGAGCAUUACACCAAUUCUGCCGCGGUAGUCAACGCUUUCUUCCCUGGACAGUCUGGCGGACAAGCAAUAUCUGAUGUCCUCUUCGGCGUGUACAAUCCUGGCGCGAGGGUCCCACUUAGCGUGCCUUUCGAUGUCGGCACAUUGCCGGUGUAUUACAAUUAUAAAUCGACUGCACAUGCCAACAACUAUACGGACGAGAAUGCUGGUUCUUACCCCAUCUAUAGCUUCGGAUAUGGGCUUUCGUAUACCACUUUCGAAAGCUCCGAUUUCAACACGCGUGGCCAAAAGACCUUUUCUUUGGGUUCUAACAUCACAUUUUCGACGAGGAUCACAAACACUGGCAAUGUCGCAGGAAGCUAUGUCCCUCAAGUAUAUCUCCUCCGCGCAGGACGUGUCUCCACAAUCACAGUGGCCGUCAAGCAGCUUGUUGCGUUCUCUAGGGUCUAUUUAGAUGCUGGGGAAAGUGCGGUGGUGGAUAUGGACUUGGAAGUCGACCGAUUCCUGCAGGUGUACAGCAACCAAUGUGACCUUGACCUGUAUUUGAGACAUUGA
Molecule: messenger RNA, 3096 nt
Organism: Mycena indigotica
Lineage: Eukaryota; Fungi; Basidiomycota; Agaricomycetes; Agaricales; Mycenaceae
Product: Glycoside hydrolase family 3 protein
Exons: 19
Coding region: 1-3096 (1031 amino acids)
Biological process (GO): arabinan catabolic process; xylan catabolic process
Cellular component (GO): plant-type cell wall
Molecular function (GO): alpha-L-arabinofuranosidase activity; xylan 1,4-beta-xylosidase activity
Source: RefSeq, a predicted model, not a curated record